CUUUUUUUUAUCUUAUGCAGUCUUCAAUAAGAUAGAACGUGAUGGCAAAUUUAGUAAUCUCCGGUUUUAUCUGAAACGGUUCUGUACUAGUUCAAUGCUGACGCAGUUGGGAUUACAAAACAUAGUAAAAUAGCGAGACAAUAAAAUGCGUUCAACAAGCAUAGCUAUAGGGCAAAGUACAGACUUCAUCAAUUUUUUUUUAUCCUAUACAGCUAAACGUUCAGUAUUCAGAAGUGAACCCAAUUUGUGCGUAUUGCACAGUCCCAUUGUGGUUCCAUAAUGGAAAGUAGAAGUAUUCAAAUAGGUUCCAUUACAUUUGAUCCCCUGACAAUUGAACCUGAAUACUAUUGCACAAAUGAAUUUUUUUGGUUUUUUUGAUAUAACACAUGGGUUUUAGCACCCGCAUAUAGAUUGAACCCGCGGAUAUACACAUGGGUUCAAAUGUACGUGGGUUCAAAUGUACGGUCACCAUUCGCAUAGUAACCAGCGAUUGUCUUAUUGUCAAUGAUAAAUAAGUUAAUUUUUGAAUGCUGGAAGUGAAUGUAAGUUGAAGAUCGAGGCCCAAAUCAUCUAUUUUAACAAAGUAACAAGUUCCGAAACUUGAGUAAUCAGAAGUUUUUGCAAUUGAUAACACUUCGUGCUUUCACUUUGUUUUGUGUGAGAAUUUUAGUGUGACAUAAUAAUGAUAUGCCGUCGUCCAAUAAUAGCCUCGAUCACAACCAACUGAUUCGUUCCUAGCUAAGCAUAUUCUUUUUAAAACUCUCUAUUCCAGAGCUCAGAUGGUGUAGGUCACACACGUUUCCGGCAUUGGUGAUCAAUAGAUGGUUUUUAUAAUAAUAUUUGCAUAAAUAAAUAAACUAUGUCAGGCAAACGGUUUUUGUAUUCAGAUAGGCCGAAAGAGAUUGGCGAUUUAUAUAUUGGAUGCGAAAAUAUAGUAAUCAACAACAGAGGCACCAAAUCAAACUUCCAAGCUAAAAGAGAAGGAACUGACUGUGCAAAGAACGUUUUCAUCGGUUGUCACAAUGUGAAGAAAGAUGACAGAGAAUCAACUUGCAAAGUUCAAGGUUCCUUUUCCGGUUCUGCUUCCAUGGACGUAUUUGAAGCAUGCAGUGAUGUAACGAUAAAACAACAAAAUUCUGUUAAAGAAGUUGCUGGAGGAGGCGUAGCGGGCACCGAAACAUCAAUUGUAACUGCGCGAAACACAGAUAAUUUAGAUUUAUUAGCAAGUGGAAGUGAUAUGACGAUAAAAAGCGCAGCUCUAGAAGGUUCAAGUGCAAGCAUGGUAGUUCUUGAGGGUGUAAAAGGUGGAACACUAGAUUUUACUAGUGAAUCAGCUGAAGACACUGGCACCGGCUAAAUAACAUCCCUUUAACUUGUGCGCUUUUUUGUAAAUCAAAUAUGCAGAGAAUUGGACUUGAACUGCGAAUUGUAUUGACUAUGAGUGCACUUACUCAAUAAAAUAAGUGGAAACUCGCCAAGUAUUUCUGUUUACUGAAAUCAUCAUCACAUAUGGGGAGAAGCUCGGAUCAAAUGAUGUAGUAUUUGGUUACAAAAAUAGUCUAUUGUUUGCAAGUUUUAGUUGUAUAUAUGAUUUACAAAAUGAAUUUUUGUAAUAGUUUGGGAAGUUUCAAAAUGAUCACCACCCAUACGUUUUAAUGUAUAAGAUUGUAAAAAAAAACAAUAAUAAACAGAGACAUAAUAUGAAAAUGAUAUCUUUGGAAUUAUAUUUUGACGUUUAACCCAACUAUACUUCCUGUUUCUCUGUCGUAUUGACCAUAUGUCGCGUUAUCCCUUAUGUCAAGUUUCUCCAAAAAUCACUGUACUUUUACAAAAAAGUUCAAAUAUUAUUGUAUUAUAUUUAUACGAUCAUUUAAAACUGCACAAAUAUAUUAUAUAUCCCGACAUGUACCAAAAACAGUUUUAAUAAUGCAGAAAAAAUAUUCAGCUUUUUUGAUCGUUUAUCGUUGGUUAUUCUUAGAUUAGUAAAUUUUCUUAUUAAUCUUACCUUUUAGCCGCAUAGCCGACAAGCUUCAAUACAAGAGAAAAUAAAUUUGUUUAUAUUCAACCCCAUUUUAUUAAUUUUCCGGACCUCAAGAAGUAUGCGCAUCAAGAUGACGCACAACCUGAACAUGGUAUGUGUACCAGGUUAGGUUUCAGGACUGUGCGCCAUCUUGGUGCACAUACUUCAGGAGCGCCAGUUUUCCUUUGUUCUGCAGUUUAAUUUUCGCCAUAAAUUUUUUAUUCGAUAAAC
Messenger RNA from Styela clava, 2251 nucleotides. RefSeq lists its product as uncharacterized. NCBI's taxonomy places the organism in Eukaryota, Metazoa, Chordata, Ascidiacea, Stolidobranchia, Styelidae. The record is from RefSeq and is a predicted model, not a curated record.